Messenger RNA from Diabrotica balteata, 1008 nucleotides. The record is from the annotation of a GenBank genome assembly. NCBI's taxonomy places the organism in Eukaryota, Metazoa, Arthropoda, Insecta, Coleoptera, Chrysomelidae.
AGUAGACUUAUUGCUGCAAUGUAUACAAGAUAAAAGUGUGUGUGUGUUUGGACGGUGUAAAUAGUUUCCUUCAUAGCUCUAACGUAAGGAAAUAUAUUAUUAUAGUUAAAUGGAGCCCGGUGUAGUGAAAAUUGCGGAUGAUGGUGAUUUCGAUAUGUUGAAGAGAUUAGUCGACGAACACACCGAGUGGAAGUUGGAAUACGAUAAAGGAGAGCAAACCAAGGUAUGGACAAAGACGACUCCAAACACAAACUUUAAAAUGGUUAAAGUCCAAACAGUCUUCCAAGAUGUAGCUGCAAAUACUUUAUUUGAUGUUUUACAUGACCCCGGAUAUCGGAAAGAAUGGGACGAACACAUGCAAGCGUCGAUAGAAAUAGGUUAUUUAAAUCCAAAUAAUGAUGUAGGAUAUUAUGCAUUAUCGUGUCCAACACCUGUAAAAAAUAGAGAUUUUGUCCUUCAGAGGUCGUGGCUGGAUAUGGGUGCAGAAAAACUAAUUUUAAAUCAUUCAGUUAACCAUAAGGAUUAUGCAAUUAGGAAGGGGUAUAUAAGGGCGAUUUCCCACAUGACCGGAUUCGUCAUUAGAGAAUCUGCGAAAGGAUGUUUUCUGGGAUAUAUAUCACAGACAGACCCUAGGGGAAAACUUCCUCCGUGGUUGGUGAAUAAGAUCACCCAAAAGUUCGCACCAAAAGUAGUAAAACAGCUGAAAAAGGCCGCUGAAGGGUACGAAACGUGGAAAUCGUCGCAAGAGAAUCCCUAUUACAAACCGUGGAUAUAUCCGGAACAAACAAUGAGUUCACCCAGGAUCAAUAUCUCAGAUUGUGUUGGACAUGAUCUUUUACCCGAAAAUCCCGGAGAAUGUGAUGAAACCGAAUAAGGGUACUGAGACAACGAAUUUUACAUAUUGAACGGAGUGAUCUCUAAGACUUCGAUUCAAUUCCUUGUGAUAAGCAUUUCAAAUUCUAUAGUAUAAUAUAUACACAAUAUCUUGAAUAUAGCAUUUAAGUUGUA